This is a messenger RNA of Vigna radiata var. radiata (mung bean), 1224 nucleotides long. RefSeq lists its product as uncharacterized. NCBI's taxonomy places the organism in Eukaryota, Viridiplantae, Streptophyta, Magnoliopsida, Fabales, Fabaceae. Gene Ontology annotation, molecular function: DNA-binding transcription factor activity. The record is from RefSeq and is a predicted model, not a curated record. The transcript has 2 exons. Bases 1 to 1224 code for a protein of 407 amino acids.
AUGGAUCGCAGAGAUAAUGGUAAAGAAGCAGUUUCUGAUCACGUUUUGGAUUCUUUCACGAAAGAGAAGAUGAAGAGAUCCGUUUUGGGUUCUUGCAAAGCUGAAGUUGAAUCAGUGGCGGAUGAGGAAAACCCUUCCCCAAAACUGAGUCAGUGUGAUAUCUGCCUCAAGACUUUUGGCUGCGGCAAGGCUUUAGGUGGUCACAGAAGAUCCCACUUUAUGAAACAGCAGCAACAAAAGAAGGUAAAGACCCGUUUCACUUAUAAUCACACAUCAAAACCUGGUGGUGAUAAUAACAUUAGGGUUAUCUGUGAUUUUGACGAUGAUGAUGGCAAACACAUUUGUUGUAUUUGCAAGAAGGAAUUUCCCACCAAGAAUGCUUUGUUUGGUCACAUGAGCUGGCUUUGUAAAGAUACAAGAGGCAGAAGCUCUAUUGGUGCGUAUCAGGCUGCUGAAACUCUUUUGUACAUGAGUUGUUCUAACUACUUUUCUAGUCAUGAGUGGAAUAGGGUUUUCCCCAAGAAGGACGAAGUGCUGCCAAAGAGUGCCCCAACCCUAAUCAAACAGCGCAAAAGGAAGACUUUUGAAUCGUCACCCAGUAAGAAAGAUAAGGUGAAGAAGAUAAAGUUUUUAUUUAAAGGUGAAUUGAAUUUGGGAAGCACGUCUAAUGGGGUUGGGGAAUGUGAUGGUGAGGGUAAUGAGCUGAACAGGUGCAAGGGUUUAUCUGAAUCUGGGGUUGAUCAUAACCAUGAUGAGAAGAAGAUGAAGAGUUUUGAUGAUUUGAAUGGUGAAUCGGUUACCCCAACUAUGCAAGAUCAUGUUGGUCCUUCUGAUGUGAAGAAGAUUAAUAUGGAUAAGAAAGGGAAGACCGGUAAGAAAUUGGUACUGAAUUCAAGGACAAAAGACUCGGAAUCUGAGAAAGCAAGUCAAGAGAAAACAGAUUGGUAUAAAUGUGCUGCAUGUGGAAAAAGCUUCAAAACUUUCCAAGGCCUAGGAGGACACAGAUCAGUACACAAAGAGAAGAAUACUGUGAGCAUUGAUGAGCCAAACCCCUCGGAAGCUGUAGCUGAACAAAACAACUCUAGCAGCUCCAGUAACAUGAACAAGAUGGAGGAGCCAUCAUUUAAUGAAACAACCUUAGCAGACCAGCCAUGCCAAUCUUCAGGUGUCAAGAAACUGAACUUCGAUCUCAAUGAGCUGCCUUGUGCCAAUGAUGAGGACUGA